Molecule: messenger RNA, 1663 nt
Organism: Hylaeus anthracinus
Lineage: Eukaryota; Metazoa; Arthropoda; Insecta; Hymenoptera; Colletidae
Product: F-box/WD repeat-containing protein 9-like
Exons: 7
Coding region: 153-1382 (409 amino acids)
Cellular component (GO): preribosome, large subunit precursor
Molecular function (GO): protein binding
Source: RefSeq, a predicted model, not a curated record
GCACGAGGACCAAAACGGUAAAUAAGAACGUAAGUGAAAACACCCGUUACUUUUAUCUGUUCUCAUUGCGCGUUGAGUCAUCAGAAACUGAGCAUCGAUCGAAUGAUAGUGUUUACAAUCGCGACGUUCAAUACUGGCCACUCUAGAAUAAAAUGUGCGAUGAUGAACAAAGCUCCUCUCAAAUUGAGGAUGAUAAAACGGAUUCUCAGUUAUCCUUGUUGGAUUUUCCCGUUGAGAUAUUUCUUCAUAUCUGUUCUUUCCUAGAUGCCUCUACUUUAGUACAUGGCUUGAGUUUAGUGUGUAAACAGUUUUAUGAGAUUUUAAGCAGUGAUUCCCUGUGGAAAGUGAGAAUCAAUCAUAUUUGGCCAAAUACGGGUUACCCAGUUUUGCCUCCUGCUGAAGACGAUGAACUGUUUUGGAAAUUAUCAUGUGUUGCAUUAGAAAAACAAACUUCAUUAUGGAAGAAGGAGGAUUCGAUGGAGAGAAUAUCACUUAGUAAUUUACAGUACAGUACCAUUGAUGGAUUGCUGUUAAUGCAGGAUGGACACAUUUGUAUAUCAGGAGCAAGAGAUCGAUCCUUGGCAUGCUGGAAGCUUCCUACAGAAGAAAAUGAAAAAGAAAGUGUUAUGUGUAAAGAAUUAGCCCAUGAUGGAUGGAUUUGGGACCUAACAGCAAUAGACAAUACCAUUUAUAGUUGCAGUUGGGAUCAAAGCAUUAAAGCAUGGACGCUUACCAAUACUGGUUUUUACCCCCUCAAAACUUAUCAGAUGGACGUCUUAGGUGCUCUGUUGUGUAUUACGUCAUGUCCUGAACUAGCCACUUUUGCUACGGGUUCAUAUGGUAGAACUAUAUUAGUAUUUGAUCAGAGAUUGGGCAACCAUCCUAUUGCAAAGUACCGACCACAUAAAAGAGCUGUUAUUAGACUAGCGAUGAAUUCUCAAUUUAUUUUGUCGGCCAGCGAAGAUAAAACAGUCGGUAUAUGGGAUCAAAGGGCGGGAAGAAUCAUGAAAAAUGUUACUAUUUCACAAGAAUCAUUUCCCAUGAGUAUGUGCAUGCAGAGAGAUAUGGUCUACGUAGGAGAUGGUAGUGCAAAGUUGCACGUAUUAGAUCCAAAGAAAGACUUUAAACCAGUUAAGUGUUAUCCUACUGAACACAAGAAAGGUAUCAGUGGUGUUCAUGCAGGACCUGGAUGUUUAAUAACAAGUUCCACGGAUGAGACAGUAAGAAUAUCCAGUCCUACUGAUCCUCCGCAACACCUUGUCACUUUGAAAUCGAAUUAUGGCGAAGUGGCUAGCAUUGAUUACUUGAACGACGUCCUUGCUGUUUCUGGUACAGAGGGGAUUGAAAUUUGGAGACCAAAAUCAGGGACGCGAUGUGCAUAAAGAUGUCAAUAAAUUAAUGGUUUCUACGAGCAUUUUCAUUCGACAUGCUAUAUAUUAUAGUAAUAUUUAAUAAAAAAAAUCUAUUAAAUAAGAAUUAAGUAUAUAUAGAUGCAAAUAAAAAUUUAAGAAACGCUUUUCUAAUCGUAUUGUUAACUACUUACACUACUAUUGUCAUUGGUCAUUUCUACAGAAAAAAAGGGAUUAAAUUAAGGAUACAAUUCAUACGAAUACUCUCGGAUGAUUAGAUGACAUUAGUGAAAUAAAAAAAUACUUUUCGUAGU